Molecule: messenger RNA, 1281 nt
Organism: Mytilus californianus (California mussel)
Lineage: Eukaryota; Metazoa; Mollusca; Bivalvia; Mytilida; Mytilidae
Product: translation initiation factor IF-2-like
Exons: 3
Coding region: 47-1135 (362 amino acids)
Source: RefSeq, a predicted model, not a curated record
AACCUUAAACCCGUCCAGCUACAAUCAAGAACACCGGUCAAACAUAAUGAAGUGGACGUUAAUUUUAGUGGCGCUGUGCGCCUGUGUGUUAUUGACUGACGCUCGAAGCAGGAACUUUGACGAGGAAAGGGAACUCGACAGGAUUUUGAAAGAACUAGAACGUGAAACGGACAUAAUUAAUCGUGGGGGAAAAGGUCCACGUCCAACAGGCGAUGAAGGGCUUCGUCCAACACCUCCAGUUGAAAAGAGGGGAAAUGGCAAACAUGGCAAAGGAAACAAACGACCAAAGGGUCCACGUCCAACAGGAGAACGCCCAGAUCGUCCACGUCCAACAGGAGAACGCCCAGAUCGUCCACGUCCAACAGGAGAACGCCCAGAUCGCCCACGUCCAACAGGAGAACGCCCAGAGGGUCCUCGCCCAACACCUCUAGUUGAAAGGAGGGGAAAAGGAAACACUGGCGGUAAUAGAAAAGAGAAAAAUGGCGAAGGAAACAAACGACCAAAGGGUCCACGUCCAACAGGAGAACGCCCAGAGGGUCAACGACCAACAGGAGAACGCCCAGAGGGUCCUCGACCAACAGGAGAACGCCCAGAGGGUCCUCGCCCAACACCUCUAGUUGAAAGGAGGGGAAAAGGAAACACUGGCGGUGAUAGAAAAGAGAAAAAUGGCGAAGGAAACAAACGACCAAAGGGUCCACGUCCAACAGGAGAGCGCCCAGAUCGUCCACGUCCAACAGGAGAACGCCCAGAGGGUCCUCGACCAACAGGAGAACGCACAGAGGGUCCACGUCCAACACCUCUAUUUGAAAGGAGGGGAAAAGGCAAAACUGGCGGUGAUAGAAAAGAGAAAAAUGGCAAAGGAAACAAACGACCAAAGGGUCCACGUCCAACAGGAGAGCGCCCAGAUCGUCCACGUCCAACAGGAGAACGCCCAGAUCGUCCACGUCCAACAGGAGAGCGCCCAGAUCGUCCACGUCCAACAGGACCACGUCCACAAGGACCACGACCAACAGGACCACGUCCACAAGGACCACGUCCAACACCAAACGAAGGACCUGGACCAAAUCAACAACUCGCAAACGAAGAAUCGAUGCUCUUGGACAUGAUUCAAAUGUUAAACAAAAGAAGGAGCUAAUCUUUUCAAAUGUUCAUAAAAAAAUAACUACAAACUGAUGAAACUGUUAACAAUUGUUGUCUGAUGAAAGAUUUAUAAAAAUGUAAACAAAAAUUAGCAGAUUUUAAUUGUCAAAAUCUGUUUGUUAACAAUAAACUUGCAAUCAA